Messenger RNA from Orbilia oligospora ATCC 24927, 276 nucleotides. RefSeq lists its product as uncharacterized. Lineage: Eukaryota; Fungi; Ascomycota; Orbiliomycetes; Orbiliales; Orbiliaceae. Bases 1 to 276 code for a protein of 91 amino acids. The record is from RefSeq and is a predicted model, not a curated record. The transcript has a single exon.
AUGCAGUUCACUACUAUCAUUCUUUCCAUCUUCGCUUCUACUACUCUCAUUGCUGCUGCCCCAGUUCCCGAACCUGUUGUUGGGGCUAUAGCUGGAGCCGUCGUUGGAGUAGGCUGCGCCUUCCAAGCCGAACAAUGCCAAAAGGUUGGCGAUGGGGUCAAAGAGGGUGUCAAAGAGUCUGGCCAUCGCCAAUGGGACGCUGCUAAGGACGAUGGUGGUUGGAGCGUCGGAACUGGCAAAGGUGGAUUCUUCCCUGGAGGCUGGAAGAAGGAAUAA